Molecule: messenger RNA, 818 nt
Organism: Cylindrotheca closterium
Lineage: Eukaryota; Bacillariophyta; Bacillariophyceae; Bacillariales; Bacillariaceae
Source: the annotation of a GenBank genome assembly
AAAAUGCCCGCAACAUGAUGGACUUUGUCCGCAAAAAGACUAGCCUGAAGGAUAUUUAUGAAAAGAGCAAAGAGGAUGCAACUGAUACUACUACUACAAAUGAUACCACUACUACUACUACUACUACCGAGACAAGGAAUACGGAGAAUGAAAGUAAUGCUGUUGCUGCUGCUGCUGCUGCUACCAGCAAGGAGAAAGCACCAAACGCAGGAGCAACCACAUGGUAUCCACACCGCACGGCCAUGCUUGCCAAUGGUGCUGCCAUGAUUCAUUGUCCAAGGACCAACAAUUACAGAGGCACAGGUGCUCUGGCUACCAUUGCGGCAACUACGAUGGCGAAUACUGUCUUGCCAUCACCAGAAUUUUUACCAGCCCUCAACAAUCGGAACAAGAAGCGAACAAGGAUGGAAGCCGAUGCUGCAUUUAAAAAGAAACAGGAAGAAGAAGAAAAAGCGCAUCGAAAUGCAAGACUACCAGCAGCAAACUCGCUUUGUCAUCCAGACACAACACCUCUUAGGAUUCCUACUGCAACUGCUAAAAUUGCUGCUACUUCCAUGUGGCAAGAGCUUGAUCCCAAGAAGAAGCUUGACGAUGAUGUUGAUGAUGAUGAUGAUGAUGAUUCUAAACCACCACCAUCAGACUCUGACAAGAUGAAUACUACCCCUGCUGCGGAUGUCAUGCUGAAACCUACUGCUCCUGCUCCUACUACUACUACUUUGAAUAGUAGCAGUAGUUACAAGGCGCCACCGUCACCCAAGAAAAAUGACGAGAAGGAAGCAACGCUUGCCUUGUUGUCGUGGAGACAACACCAAACAUAA